UAUACACAUCACAUGUGACCAGGACGAUAUCGCUUCGGGUUUUCCUGACCGAAAAGUUUUGCGUUGACAAAUGGCUAGGAAUUUGACGUGGACCAGGCGAGCAAGAGGAUGGACAUUGUGCAAAGCAGGAAAGGUAUAUACGGAAAGCCAAAGAAGAAAGACCCCACCUGACACCGCAGGUGAGGAUGCCCGCGUCUCUGGACAUCUGCAACUAUCGCCGCCCCACGCUUUUCUCCCACCCAUCCCACCAGGUCUGUCUCUUUUUGGCGCUGAGAAUGGCCCUUUCCUACCCGCGGGGCACUUCCCAGAAACCUCGGAUGCCAGGUCCAAGCCCAUUAACAGCCCACAGGGAGAAAACAGCUGCGAAAAACUAGAUGCGCCACUUAGCCCAGGGCACGAGUUGAUACUGAGUUUGAAAAACUUGGCUGAGCGCGCGCCAAACUAGCUGAUCUUUUCCCUUAAUCCUUCUUCCUCUUUCGUGCUCCUCAAGAGCUAGGCGUAACCCUAGCUUUCCUGGAGGUGACAGUGCCCAAGUGGCACUGAUAAGACAGCUUUCUUAAGAGAAGUGAGCGGGUCGGACACUGGGUGCAGAGUUGGGGCUGGCGUGCGCGGAGGAGCACCUUGGCCGACCGGGCCAGGAGAGGAGAGCCGCUGUCCGUCCCGGCUCGGGUUUAGGCGCCAGGCGCGCCGCUUGCAGCCUCGGCUGCUGGCAAGGGCGGGCGGGCGUGGACGCACUGCGUACGUCCAGCCCGAGAUAGGAAGUGGAACUGGGAGCGCGUGGAGCAGACUGAGCGGGAGUUUUGGAGGGAGUUCGCAUGUGGUCAGCUCCGGGCUCCUAAGCCAGCCCCCAGCUCACAUUACACUCUGUUUAUAACCUCUCAGAGCCGUUUCCCCCUGAAAGCAGUUCUCUGGGACCACCUUCUUUUGGCUUCAACCUCUCCUACUCUUGACAUCUGAGUAGCUCGAAGGGAAGCUUCUCCAGGUCCGAGUGUUUAUAUGUAAAGGAGACUGGCCGCUAGGGCUCAGGACCGGGAUUAUCCGAGCUCUGCAGAAACGGCUGCUAUUUGUUUGGGAGGGGGAAAACACACGAUUUCCAGUGAAAAGUGACAGAGGGUGGUAGCGUUUGGAACCAUCGUGAAGUCUUCUGCUUGGAACCCGAGACUUGCAUGCUAUGGAACACCCGCUCUUUGGCUGCCUGCGCAGCCCUCACGCCACCGCGCAAGGCUUGCACCCGUUUUCCCAGUCCUCUCUCGCCCUCCAUGGAAGAUCUGACCAUAUGUCCUAUCCCGAGCUCUCCACUUCUUCCUCGUCUUGCAUAAUCGCGGGAUACCCCAACGAGGAGGGCAUGUUUGCCAGCCAGCAUCACAGGGGGCACCACCAUCACCACCAUCAUCACCACCACCACCACCAGCAGCAGCAGCACCAAGCUCUGCAAACCAACUGGCACCUUCCGCAGAUGUCCUCCCCCCCGAGUGCGGCUCGCCACAGCCUCUGCCUCCAGCCGGAUUCGGGAGGGCCCCCGGAGCUGGGGAGCAGCCCGCCGGUCCUGUGUUCCAAUUCUUCCACCUUGGGCUCCAGCACCCCGACCGGGGCCGCGUGCGCGCCAGGGGACUACGGCCGCCAGGCGCUGUCACCCGCGGAGGCGGAGAAGAGAAGUGGCGGCAAAAGGAAAAGCGAUAGCUCAGACUCCCAGGAAGGAAAUUACAAGUCAGAAGUCAAUAGUAAACCCAGGAAGGAAAGGACAGCUUUUACCAAAGAGCAAAUCAGAGAACUUGAAGCAGAAUUUGCCCAUCAUAAUUAUCUGACCAGACUGAGGCGAUAUGAGAUAGCAGUGAAUCUGGAUCUCACUGAAAGACAGCUCUUGGUGACAAUGAUGAUGAUGUGUUUCUUCCAUCUGGAAUUAUCCACGGAGAAAAUGUCCCUAUGGAGAAUCUUGAAAGGCUCAUUAUUCCAAUAUUACAAAUAUGAAAAUUGGGGUAGAGAGAAGUAUAAUUUUCUCAAAUUCACACAGAAACUCAGAAGUGAAGCCAGGAGUAGAGCCCAACUCAUGUGGAAAAGAUCUAAUGCAACAUGCAAUGUCAAGCUUGCAAAGGUGAAAGUCUGGUUCCAGAACAGACGAAUGAAAUGGAAGAGAGUAAAAGGAGGACAGCAGGGAGCUGCCGCUCGAGAAAAGGAACUGGUGAAUGUGAAAAAAGGAACACUUCUCCCUUCGGAGCUCUCGGGGAUUGGGGCAGCCACCCUCCAGCAGACAGGGGACUCUCUAGCAAAUGAAGACAGCCACGACAGUGACCACAGCUCAGAGCACGCACACUUAUGAUGCACAGCGAGGCUCAGCUCUCUUCUCAGGAAAGAAAUGGUGUGAUGGCAAGCCUUACUCAAACAUCGUUUACACAGAGAGAGGACUAUGACAGUGAUUUUUUAAUAUUAUUAAAUUCAGCCAUCUCCAGUCUGUUUUUCAUUUUCUGAUUUAUAGAGGGUUUACACUAAGUGCCACUUAUGAAAGAUGCUUCCUCAGUGAAGAUGGAGGUGAACUUGCUUUGACUAUUCCAGAUAUGUUGGUCGUGUGUGUGACAGUAAGCAGGUAUGUUUGCUUUUGCUUGCACUGAAAAUUAAAUUGCUAUCAAGAGCAAACUAUGAGACAUUUUAAUUCAAGAUGCCUCCAGAGUGAAGAUGCAGAAGAUGAACUUGCUUUGAACAUUCCAGAUGUACGAGGUCAUGAGUAUGACAGUGGGCAGGUAUUUGCUUUUGCUUGCACUGACAAUUAAAUUGCUAUCAAGAAUAAACCAUGAAACAUUUUAUCCUGAAUAGCCACAGUGCCUGAAAUCACUCUUAAGUGGAUAAAAAAUGUAUUUUAACUCUGUAUAUAUUACCCUUAAGUCAUUUUCCUGUCUUCACUAAGUUUAGCGAUGCAUUCAUAUUAGCUGAUGAAAACAGGCACUCACGAUGACAACCAGAACCAGCUUCCUGUCUGUUUAUACACUUUGUCAUCCCAGAAACAAUCAGCACGUGCUUACUUGUGUUCAAGUAGAGGAAAAUACAUUAGCGUCUGAUAGGACAUAUUCUUGUACCACAGACAAAACAAAUCUUAUGUUGCAUUUUCUAUCAACUGCUGCUAAUACAUUAUUAUAAAACUUACCUAGCUCCUCAAUUCUUCCUAUCUUAUAGCUUGACAAAAAAUUUAGGAUCAUAGGCAAAUCAGUUAACUUACAGAAAGAGCUUUGUUUGACAGACUUUGUCUGAUUUUAUUUCUUUAAAAUGCUAGCUAUUAUAUGAUUUAAUUAACAAGAAAAAUGUUACCCCUUGAUUGGUGAUGGCAUUAGACAAGUUGCAAAGCAAAAUUGAUUCCUCAAGUUGGUAGAAGAUAAAAUUCUGAAAGUCUUCAGAUGAGAUUCAGUAAAAGCAUUAUUUUUUUCAUAUAUGAUGUAUUCAUGCAGAACAACAAUCUUUGUAUUUUGUAAAAAAAAAAAAGUGUUUAAUAAAUGAUCCUUUGUAAAUAAUUUUGGUCUCCCUGCUGUGAUUUCCUAAAUUUUUACAGGUUUUAAUGUAAAUACUUAAAGUCCCAAAUUCAUCUGCACUUGUGUAUAUCCAGAUGAUCAUAAUAAAUGAAUCAUCUACAUUUUUUCUCUGGUUUCUGAAUUUUUUAACUGUGAAAAAAAAUAAAUCCUUGGGUAAUCAAAGAGCAUCUAAGAACACAUAUGUAUUAAACCAUUUUCCUGAUUUGAAGAAUAUGCCAAGUAGAUUUUUAUGUUUUAUGAAAUUGAAAAUAAAAGGAGAAAAAGUAAUACUAUUUGCCACGAUGAGGUAAAGGGAACAGUUACACAUUUUGAAACUUCCAUAUAAUAGAUAUGAAUCCAUUGAUUGUUCCUAAGUUAAAACAUCCAGAGUUUUUGAUGUGAAAAUAAGCUAAAUAGGCUAAUCCAAAUUCUUAGUCCUAAUGGAAAUUACCAAUGUAAGAAGUUAAGGAUUAUACUAAUGUAUUUUGUUUCAUGCAUGGUUGCACAUGCAUUAGAGAUCUAAGUCCUACUGAUAACUUUAUAACACUUUUUCAUUUGUUCCAUAUUGUAACCUAAAAUGUUUAGAAAUACCCAGAAGCUCCCUCUCCCCCCUAAGUAAUCCAAAAUAGAAACAGAGAAAACUAAUCAGUAAAAAUUUCCAAAACCUCAUUAUUUAAUUUCAAUUGCUUUAGAAUGGUGAGAUUGACCAAAAAAAAAAAAAAAAAGAUUUGAUUGAUCUCAAUUUACUUAGUCUAGCAUGAUAGAGUAUUCAAUAAAUUUUAAAAAUUAGAUUGUUUAUAUCACUUUUUUCCUUUGUGUAAUAAAUUUUAUCACAGCAGUUAGCAACAUUUCUAAAUUAACUUUGGGGGUGAAGACCAUUUACACUGACACCUUCCAGGCAAAAAACAAACACUCUUCUAUCAAUCACUUGAAUGAAUACAAAGUAUAUUUGUACUGAUGACAUCUACUUGGGUGGACUGACUUUCUUUAUUGUAAGAUUUAAAUUCAAAACAUCUUGACAAAUUGGAGAAGUGGGAAGAUAUAAAUCGAAUUGAGUUCAAUAGGGACAAAGUGGAGGAUAAUUCAUUGCGGCAGGAAAAUAAUUUCCAGAAAUAAGAGGAAAAGACUGCUUAGGAGUAGCUAAAGAGAGAGCUAAGGGUUGUGGCCAAAGAGAAAGAGAUAAGAAUUACAAUUUUGUAUGAUAAAUGAAGUAGGAAAAAGUGAUUCUGAAUAGAUAUGACAGGAAAUGUGAGGCAUUUGUAUUGUGGACUUUAUUAGAGAAUUGUGAGCUCCUCUAAAAUGAUGUAAUGAAAUUUGACUCCAGAGACCAUGAAGAAUCACUAGGCAGGAAGGACCACUGGCUGACCAAAAGGGGGCAUCAUUUUAUUCAUAAUAGAUUAAAAUGAUCACCAUAUUAAAUGCUGGAACAUGUUAGCACAAUGAUAACACAUCGACAAGUAAACAAGCAGGCUAGAUUAAUUUUAAUUAGAACUUGCUAUCUUUCUGGAGUAUUUUUGUAUUCUUCCAUCUAAAAAGUGGCACACAGGUUUGCUAGAUAAUAACUUAACAUCAUUCUAGAAUUAAAAUCCUCUGAGGAAAUUUAAGAUAUUCUCACGUGCUAUCAAGUUUAAUUUACUCCAGAUAUGGCAAAAUCUGAAAGAAUUCUACUUGUUUUUAUUCUACACUAGGACCCUGGCUUGCCAUGGUAUCUUUUCACAUAAUGCCCUUUUCAUGUAUUUCUGUCUCAGACUUGUAGCUCUGUGGAAAUUUGUAAUAUCAUGAAAGUACCUUUCUCUGAAAAUAGUAUGGAAUCAUGGUGAGAGCGAUUUUUCCAGCAGGAUUCAGAAGGAUGAACACUACGAAGUUUUUCCAAAAGCUGAUCCACAUAUUUUAACUCAUUAUUAACACGACCCCAAUUACCCCUUAUUUCCCGUAUUUACCUAGGGUUGUCAGCAUAUGUUUUCCCUUUCAGAGACCUAAGACCUAAGUCC
Molecule: messenger RNA, 5485 nt
Organism: Mirounga angustirostris (Northern elephant seal)
Lineage: Eukaryota; Metazoa; Chordata; Mammalia; Carnivora; Phocidae
Gene: MEOX2
Product: mesenchyme homeobox 2
Exons: 4
Coding region: 1172-2317 (381 amino acids)
Biological process (GO): positive regulation of transcription by RNA polymerase II; somite development
Cellular component (GO): nucleus
Molecular function (GO): DNA-binding transcription factor activity, RNA polymerase II-specific; RNA polymerase II cis-regulatory region sequence-specific DNA binding
Source: RefSeq, a predicted model, not a curated record